GUCUUCGCCUGAUGCCGAGGGUUGGGGGUGUGCAGGGCGCUGAAGAAGAAGAUAUAGUGCUUUAAACGUACAUACUUGGAACUUUCUUUUUUUGUUUGUUUUUAAUAACUUUAUUUUGCGUUUUAUUUCGUAAACACACUUUUUUUUUUAUCUAGAUCGUCAAAACUACGAAAGAUGAUCGAUCAGGUGACCGGAGCGGGGACCGUCCAGCUCAAAGCUCUUCUGGAGCUAGAAGCCAGGUUCCAGCCCAAGCUCUGUGGCCUGCGGGUCAUGGAGUGCGCUCAGGACAACGGUCUGAGGAUGACGGUCAAGCUGAGAGACUUCCAAGUGCGAGACCUUCUCUCCCUGACGCAGUUCUUCGGCUUCGGCUCGGAGACCUUCUCCCUCGCUGUGAAUCUUCUCGAUCGGUUCCUGGCUGUGAUGAAGGUUCAGCCCAAGCAUCUGGCCUGCGUGGGUCUCUGCUGCUUCUACAUCGCUGUGAAGACGUCCGAAGACCAGAAGAGCGUCCCCUUGGCCAGUGACCUCAUCAGGAUCAGCCAGAACCGCUUCACGGUCCACGACAUGAUGAGGAUGGAGAAGAUCAUUCUGGAGAAGCUCCACUGGAAGGUCAAGGCUCCAACCACCCUCCACUUCCUCCGAUUCUUUCACUCUCGCAUCCAAGAGCAGCUGGACACAGAGAGUAGGCGGAUUCUGAACCUCGAGAGGCUGGAGGCUCAGUUGAAGGCUUGCCAUUGCUCCUUCACUUUCACUAAAGUCAAGCCGUCGCUGCUGGCUUUGGCUCUUCUGUCUCUGGAGAUGGAGGAUCAACACGAGUGUGAGGCUCUGGAUGAUCUUCAGGAGAGCUUGACUGUUAAAGCUGGGGAGCUGGUUUGCGUGCGGGAGCUUGUGGCUAAGUGCCUGGCUGAAUACGCCUCCACCAAGUGCCUGAAGCCAAGCGGCCAGAGACUGCGCUGGAUGAUCUCGGGCCGAACCGCCAGACAGCUGAAGCACAGCUACUACAAGAUCACCCAUCUCCCCACCAUUCCCGAAUACGCUUGUUAACAGCGUUAGUGUCGAGCGCCCGUGACAAACCCUGCUCCGUUGAGUCGUGUGAAUGCUUUAGUCCUAAUCUGUGUUCUGGGCACUUUUCCUUUCCUGACUCCUGCCGUGAUUGUAUUUAUUUCACAUCUUGAUUGCGAGUCAAGGGUGAGUGUGAGCGCGUAAGGCUUGCACGUGUACAGUAUGUUCCUCUGAAUCGGCGCGAGAGGCGCUGGUUGUUUGAAGCAGUGAAGUAUAGAGCCGCCUAGGUCCUCAGUCCACCGUGUGGAAGAGGAGGGAGAAGGGUUUUGAGAUUCAACACAACAACAGAACCAAGAGAUCAGGCCCAAAGCCCUUCACUCCCACCCUAGGCUGUCAGCUGUCGUAAUGCACACUCCUACCCAAGGUGACGAAACGAGAUUAUUUUUUAUUUUGGUUUUCUUUUCUUUGAUGGCUAUGGAAAAGCAGGUUUUAAAUAUGCCUCUAAUAGGAAGAAGAGUCAGUAAGUACUCGCUGCCUGACCUGGCUGAAGCUCAUUUUACAUUUGGUUGCUACUACGGUCUAACGAGACCGUGAUCGUUUGUUUUAUACCGAAGACAUGAGUGCUACAAAUAAAGCGGAUUGAAUUUAAGUUUGAGACUUGGUUUUGGUUGUAAUCUGGAAGUUGAGAGCAGCGUUGAACCUUUCAAUAAAACCUUAUUGGAACGUAAAA
Cyprinus carpio (common carp) is the source of this 1729-nucleotide messenger RNA. Its product is annotated as cyclin-G1-like. The record is from RefSeq and is a predicted model, not a curated record. Gene Ontology annotation, molecular function: cyclin-dependent protein serine/threonine kinase regulator activity. Gene Ontology annotation, cellular component: nucleus; cytoplasm; cyclin-dependent protein kinase holoenzyme complex. Gene Ontology annotation, biological process: mitotic cell cycle phase transition; regulation of cyclin-dependent protein serine/threonine kinase activity. NCBI's taxonomy places the organism in Eukaryota, Metazoa, Chordata, Actinopteri, Cypriniformes, Cyprinidae.